GACUAACCGUUAGCUACAAGUUGGAAACAAGUUUAGCCUCUUAAAAUCGACGUAAAACCGUUUCACAAUGUCUGAAUGGUAGACAGGGAGGUCAGGCCGCACAAGAUCAGCAACAGAGCAGCGUGUCUGGAGCUGGCUGGCAGAGAUUCACUGUCUUGCUCAAGAACACUUAAACAGUCCAGAUGCUUGCCAACUUGGGCAUGUGUGCCCACAGUCAUUUGGUUGAAGGACAGAGACUGUGAGCUGUUUGUAGCAGAUAUCCUUCAAGACGAAGAGCUCAGUGAAAGUGCCCAAGAGACACGGAAAGUCUUACUGAAUAACUUCAGGGUCGUCCAUGUAAGACACCCUCAAGAAUUCCCCUUCCCAUCGGACUUUAGAGACGACGACGGUUCUGAUGACAACCGCAGUUCCAGUCUGGGUCGCUCGGACGACGCCUCAGUGGCCUCUGACUACCAGGAUGAUGGAGCCCCUGAGUACUUCGGUGACAUCGCUCCUGUGGCAGCCCAGGACCUCGGCAACAUUUUGAAGCAAGGCUACUUGGAGAAGAAACGAAGAGAUCACAGCUUCUUCGGCUCAGAGUGGCAAAAGAGAUGGUGUGUUCUGAACAAUUCCAUAUUCUACUACUUUGGGAGUGAAAAAGAUAAGCAGCAGAAGGGCUCCUUUUAUAUCAAUGACUACGGUGUGCAGCUGGUGACCAACCUGAGAAAAGACUCCAAAAAGAUGUGCUGUUUUGAGCUCGUUUGCCCCGGACGACGAGCUUUCCAGUUCACUGCCAGCAGUCCUCAGGAGGCCAGAGACUGGGUGGACCAAAUCAAUUUUGUACUUAGAGAUCUCCACUCCACCUCCAUCCCUUGCGAUGAUGACGAGGAAGAGGAAGAGGAGACCUAUGAUGACAUUGAGGGGGUGACCGGCCCUCCCCCUCCGCGGCCAGGCGCUGCCCAGGUCUCUCAGAGCGGCAAACUGGGAGGAGGGCAUGAGACGGGGGAGGUCGACGAGGAGGACGAUGAUAUCUACGAGAUGCUGCCAGAGGAGGAUUUUCCAGACCCGACAGAUGAGAACAGCGAGAGGAACAACAAACCAGCUUCGUCAUCAGAUUACGCUAACUACUACCAGGGUUUAUGGGAUUGCCAGGCCGACGAGCCGGACGAGCUGACCUUCCAGAGAGGAGAUCUCAUCUACGUCAUUAGCAAGGAGUACAACAUUCACGGCUGGUGGGUCGGCGAGCUGAAUGGCACUGUGGGUAUCGUCCCCAAGGAUUUCCUGCACCCUGCCUACAUCCUCUGAGCUCCAACAGUGUUGCUGCUGACACGUCCAGCCAUGAAUUUCACAGACCGCUCAUCAGAUAAUCUUUUGUCAUUGGAAAAAUGAGACUGUAAGUUAUAUCAUGUAAAUCUGUCGCGGUGAUAAUUAUUCCUGUACACUAUGGACUAUUUGUAAAGGUCUUAUCUACAAUAUUAAUAUGCAAACUAAAGCUAAAACAAUUAGUCGAUCAAUCAGUUAGGUCUCUGUCAGAAAAUUAAGCACCAGCUACUUUAAUAAUUGAUUAAUGGUUUCAGUAAUUUUCCAACAAAAGCCUCUCAGACGUGGUUUGGUGCUUUUCUUUGUUUUAUAUCAUUAUAAAUUAAAUAUAUUUGUGUUUUUGACUGCACAUUUGACAAGAAAGUAAUUUAAGGGGACGUCACUGGGCUGUGGUAAAUAAUGAAGGGAUUUUUUCAGACUGUUUGUUUUAAUUUUUCAUGGAUUGAUUAUUCAGAAGAUUAACUAACAGGAUGAUGAAUAAUGAAAUUAUAUUAUAAUUAUUGUCGACUGAUACAUUUAUAAAUUCACUGGUUAAAAUGAGCAAUAAAUAACCAUUCGUUUUCUUUUGUUUCAUCCCUGACUUACAUUUUAAUAAGCUGCAGAUGUUAUGUACAAUAUGUAAAAUAUUUUAAAGCUGCACUGUAUAUUUCACACCUAAAAUCCCCCAAAAUAGUAACAGCCUUUACUGCCUGUCUCUGAUGUUCGGUUGAAAUGAUGUGUGGUUGUUAAACUGUUUUAUUUUUAGCCACUGGGUGGCAGGAUUGCUCCAGUAUCUUGUCUUGAAGGCAUGAGAUGUGUUUGGUUGGACACAGAAACCACAGUCACAUGUAACACAGUAAAGAAGAAAAACUAUUUAUUUGAAAUAAAAUUAGAUUUACAUGGACACAGUCACUCAGGUUGUUAUCACUGCCCUUGUAGAUCCAUGUUAUAAAAUUGAGGUCUCCUCCGAAGCUGGAACAUUCUUUAAAAAAAUGUUUUUGAAAGCAACUUGUCAAAAAAACAAAAAAAAAACC
Messenger RNA from Epinephelus moara (kelp grouper), 2312 nucleotides. It is a transcript of the gene skap1, whose product is annotated as src kinase associated phosphoprotein 1. The transcript has 15 exons. Lineage: Eukaryota; Metazoa; Chordata; Actinopteri; Perciformes; Serranidae. The record is from RefSeq and is a predicted model, not a curated record. The coding region runs from base 76 to 1284 and encodes 402 amino acids. Gene Ontology annotation, cellular component: cytoplasm; plasma membrane. Gene Ontology annotation, molecular function: protein binding.